AAGGCUACCACCAUGAGUUUCGUCAGACCCAAUUUGAGUCCGACCUUUCAGAAGGUCCAGAGCUUCCUGCUCUGGUUUCAGAUGGUCUACGCAGUGUGGCAGUUCGUUCGCACCGCCAAGUUUUUCCGACUGCCCUACGUGCUGCUUUCGUCCCUAUGGCACGGCCUGGAUUCCUGGCUCGAGAAGCGCAGUCUGAUUAUGAUUAAUCCGGAGAGCGAGGUCGACAAGGAGCCCCAGACGGCAGAUGUCCUCGCUAAGGGUAGCACACCCUUGGAAGUCACCGCCAUUUCAAUGGACAUGUCACCCGAUGUCAUCGCAGCAGAGGAUGUCCCUGUCAUUCUCUCCUUUAAUCCCGCCGACCCCAAUAUUUACGUGACGUCGAAACUCCGAGCAAGGCACAUGCGGAUCCUACAGGAGACCUCGUUGAUGAUGAAACUGAGAUUCGGGAGUGAUGACGAUCUGUUGUGGCCAGGAACACAUCUGAUCCGCAGGAAGAGGUUCGACGAUGUCGUCUACGCCGUGCUGGAGGGCAAGGGCUACAACGUACGACCCGCGUUGAAGUGUUUUUUCGAUUGCAGCUCGAAUGAAGUACUGAACCAGAACUUUUUGAGGUUCGCCUCGAUCUGGCCUCUCAUUUUGCAAGCUCGCGGGUACGACUUUUGGUCCGUGAUUCUCAGUAUUUUCAUCAUUGCGAUGGAUCUGCUCUCCUACUCUGCAAACAUGAUCUGGAAAUUCACGCAGUACUGGGCAUCGAGGUUGGUCAAGUUCAUUAUCCUGCAAGCUGGCCGAAGGGAAUGGAGGACAUUUUGGUACACGUUCAUGGCAACGGUGUCGACGCGAUUUCAGUGCGAUAAUUUUGUAACCGGCGAGGCAUCUGUGAAACAGGUGAACCAGCUGGUGAUGGCCAUAAACAUCAGACUGAAGAGGACAAACGUCGACAGGGUCGAACCCAUCGUUUGCAGUAUUCCGGUGCCACAGAAGGUCGGUCCAGGAACAUCGCAGGCUAUAGAAUUCACCCUCGAUAAGGAGAAUCAUCGAGCUCUAGCUCAACCUCCGAUACGUGAAGGAGUCACCUCUUCGGUACACUUCCAAUCACCCGAGAGCAUCAAGGUGGACGCCUGGUCGACAGCCGACAUGGCAUACUUUCUGCAGCUGAUCGAUGACUGCAAUCGUCUCAAAUGCCCUCCAAUUAAGAAGUGGGAGGGAGAGAACUGUCAUUGCUCCACUUUCGCAGAAUUCGUUCACGGAGUCAAGGAUCGCAAGUUCGUUCUCUGCCACCUGAAAGUCCCUCUGAAACUGUUCAUAACCUGAGAAGAAGUAAGAAGGCGUCCUAUCCUCAGAUCACAGCAUCUGCUGUCAAUUGGAAGCUCCACUUCCAAAAUAUAUGUUCAUCGUUUGUACGUUCAGAGUCACUGUUACUGAUUUCUGCUUCUCUGACUCUGAGCUCUAUUCUUCGGGCGAGAGUGCCACUUUCUGACCUCGGCAACGACAGCUUGGGAAAUGCAAAGGGCGGCCCGCCAGCAGCCUUUCCGAUUCAUUCUAGGACCAUCGUCAUCGUGACCUGGUGAAGCUGAAAGAGAGUUAUAGCUUACACAUUCUCGAACAUAGAGGCCAUCUAAAAAGAUAAUGAAAAUAUAAUUGGAUGAUUUUAUAGACCAUAACGAGCGGGGAAAUUUCCCACAAUUGGAUGAACAUUUGGAUCAAGUGAAGAAGGCGAACUUCAAAUCAUUUUCUAAAGAUAGACAGAAAUUCAAGAUUUAGAAUUUCAAAUAAAAAGUGGU
This is a messenger RNA of Marchantia polymorpha subsp. ruderalis, 1781 nucleotides long. The record is from the annotation of a GenBank genome assembly. Lineage: Eukaryota; Viridiplantae; Streptophyta; Marchantiopsida; Marchantiales; Marchantiaceae.